This is a messenger RNA of Emiliania huxleyi CCMP1516, 363 nucleotides long. RefSeq lists its product as hypothetical. Gene Ontology annotation, molecular function: peptidyl-prolyl cis-trans isomerase activity. Gene Ontology annotation, cellular component: cytoplasm. The record is from RefSeq and is a predicted model, not a curated record. Gene Ontology annotation, biological process: protein peptidyl-prolyl isomerization. Lineage: Eukaryota; Haptophyta; Isochrysidales; Noelaerhabdaceae. The coding region runs from base 1 to 363 and encodes 120 amino acids. The transcript is spliced from 2 exons.
AUGCGGUACGGCUCCCUCGCCUGGACUUCUCCGCCUGCCGCGCGACGGCUCGUCGCCUGGCUGGCCAUGACGACACCGCCGACGCCGCUCGACCUCAGUGGCGACGGCGGCUGCCUGAUGACGACGCUGCGAGAGCCGCUCCCGACCGCGGCGCGCGCCUGCGGGCGUGUGCGGGUCGGCGCGGAGCCGUCGGACGCUGCGCUCGGGUGGGACCUUGCGCUGCCUCGGAUGCGGGUGGGUCAGCAGGUGCGCCUCGAGUGUGGGCCGUCGUACGCGUACGGCGAUGCGGGCGCCCCUCCGCUCAUCCCUCCCAGCUCGCCCGUCACGUUCGAGCUCGAGCUGCUCAGCGUGCGGGAGCCCUAG